Zychaea mexicana is the source of this 4906-nucleotide messenger RNA. Its product is annotated as Urb2/Npa2 family-domain-containing protein. Gene Ontology annotation, biological process: ribosome biogenesis. The transcript has 15 exons. Gene Ontology annotation, cellular component: nucleolus. The coding region runs from base 112 to 4719 and encodes 1535 amino acids. Lineage: Eukaryota; Fungi; Mucoromycota; Mucoromycetes; Mucorales; Lichtheimiaceae. The record is from RefSeq and is a predicted model, not a curated record.
ACCUGAUCCGCAUAACCGCGACAUACCUGAGCCUGUUUGAGCGCGAAUUGAAAACUCAAAUUUUAUUAACACUUUUUUUUUUUGCAGAGUUUUCCUUAUUUAUGCUGUGACAUGUCAACCAACGAUCUAUCCUCGGAAAAGAUCGCCAAGGCAUUAAAAGGUGCUGGCCUCUCAGUCGAGCAGCGCAUUGUCACUGCAACCGAAGCAUGGUCCAACAACCAACUCUUUUUUCCAAACAAGGACGAUUUCUUGUUUGAAUGGCUUUGCACCGCCCUCGUCAAGACAAAAGUCAAAUCACCGGCCGAUUGUGCUGCAUUCCAAAUCGCAUACUGGCGUCUACUUCACCACUUGCUCGCUCACUAUACCGAUCGAGCGAACGAGACACAAAAACAACCACCUGCCAUUCGCGUACAACUGAUCACGGCAAUCACCGCACUUCUCGGUCACUUGAGCACUCUAUUGAAAUCGGACGACAAUGAAAACACCACAACGACAACGACGACGACGCCAGCAGCAGCCGAGAUAGUGGAUGAAUUUUUCGCUAGCGUCAAAUUACUUUUAUCACCUACGUUUGCGCUUUCGUAUCGACCCACGUUCGAACAAAUGUCUACUGCUGUAGAUCAACUGAUGGAUACUUUAUCCAUUGCCUUGGAGAAGCGCUCUCAUCAAAAGACAACAUUGAACGGACUCGCCCAAGUGGCAACGGUUCUAUUGAAACGAUACUCGACCCAGCUUGUCCAAACCGCCAAUCAGCGAAAAUCAUUUACCACCAUUGUCGAAAAGACGUUUGCAAAGUUCUUGUGCGUUCGUCGCCGUAUUGUGUCAGAUACAGAUGAUGCCGAAUUGGAUCCCUCUAGUGCUCAGGCCAUCAUCUCUGAAGAAAUCACAGAUAUCCUCGUCAAAGGUCUUUUUCAUCCGGAUGUGGUUUUUGAAUAUAUCUCCGUGCUCAAGGACAAUCAUCAUACGACUACCACAACAUCAACAACGAAUUCCAAAACUGCUUAUGUUUCGAAACUUUUUGAAGAGCUCUCUCGAUUAUUGGAGAACAAAGAUCAGAAAUGCGUAUUGGAUGCUUUGGAUGUGUUUCCAGUACUGUUUAGCAACUUUGUACAAGCGUUCCGGAAAAAGCGUGGCAAAGCGUCGCAGGAUAUGGACCGUCAAGUAGAAUUCGGAUUCUUUGCUGAAUGUCGAGCCUUGCUGGACAAGGUUGAACGAUCCUCUGCGUAUAUCCAGACCUUAUCUCAACUUUUGCAAGAAUUAGUCCAAUUGAACGUCUAUGUUGCUCGUAACGAUGAAUUGAGUCAGCAGCAAUAUGCCGCACUAGAAGAAAUUGCCCAAGUAAUGGUCACUCUUCUUCAAGAUCGAAGCAAAACUGCAUAUCAACGCUCAAUUCUCCAGUUGGCAGUCAUUGUCCUGAAGGUCGACUUUUCGCUUAUUGAAGGACGUAUUACGCUGAUAUGGCCGUACAUGUUGAACCCAGAGAAAGAGGCGGAGAACGAGUGUUUGGAUCUGGCCAUUGCUGUCCUGCAAACAUAUGCAGCAUCAAGACAGAUUGAUGCCUACGCAGACGAUCUGAUCAAUGCAUUGCAAGACCUUGCCUUUGAAGACGUGUAUACUGUUUUAGAGAAGCCGCUUUUCAGUAGACAAUUCAUGGACGAGCUUUCCGCUACAGUGAACAAGCAUAUGCCCGCUGCUCAAGCAUUAGGCAUCUUUGAACGACUCGCACAAGGAAUUCAAGAAUCCACAACAGCAACAUUCACUGCAGAACGUCCAGUAUCCAAAAAGCAAAAACACGGACACCAUCACGCUAUACCACGACACCGACCUACUGCACGCUUCAUAGCCAUUUUCCUAUCCCAGUUUAUCAACGCUGUCAAGCUCACGCAGCACCAAAGACAAGCGUUUGAACAACCAGCAAGGGCACUUUAUGAAAACUUUAUCAGACCGAGUCUGGAUAAGCAACAAGGAGGAGACGUCGCAGAAUCCAACAUCAUUCCGGCGCUACAAGUUCAUACGUCUUUGAUGAACACCAUGUCGGAUAUAUAUUGGGCAAAGUUGGAUCAAGCGAUGGGUGUUGAAUGGCUCGGUAAUACUCUGGAAUCUGUGUUUUUGGCAUAUGCGACAAGCAGUGAUCAUUCACAAAGCGAUCGAGUUGCCAUGGUUCAAAGUGCCAAUGCCCUUUUACAACAUGCAUACUAUGCAUAUGUGAUUGGAUCUACCAACGGUGCCGAUCCAUUAGCACCAGCAGCAUCAUCGCCACUCGUAUCCAGGGUAAACAGCGUGUUGGAUUAUGUCCUGAGUGAAACCGGGACCGCUGACUUUAAUGCAACAUGGAACGGAUCACUCCUGCAACUUACUGACAGCGGCGUUAAAAUCGCACUAUGGAAACUUUUGGCUGAUGAAUGGUUUGACGUGAUAUGCCAAUUUGCAGCGGGUGAACGUGGCAAAAAACUGACGUCUUUUGUCCUCCUCUCUUUGAUUGAAACUCCUUCAACGACAACGAUGGCUGAUAAUCUGACAUUGCGAUCUACAAGUGAAUUGUUGCUUCGAUCCGCUAACUUUUACGAGGCACAAUGCUUCAAGGAACACUCGUUGAGUGUCAUUUUGGACUCAUUUGCGUCGUUUUUUGCAUCCAAUGCGGACCCAAAGCUGGCAAAGUGCUAUGCAAACUUUAAAGAUUUCGGUUCAAGUGCCGACGAGCUAGCAAGUGUGGUAGCUUCAACAACACCUGGCAAACAUGCCACAACAGCAAAAACGACCCAUGUCAUUACAAAGGCACUGCGGUACCUGGAUCAACUCUUGUUAUUCCCAAUGGAAUACUAUACAAAGCAGGAGCGACAAAAUGUUGUCUGGCUGGUAUUUAUGGUGGAUGCCCUCGCUGGCACUAUGGCAGCAGUGGAACCCGAAACUCGAAGCAAAGCACAGCUCUUUUCUCGUACUUUGCUACUGAGAUUCUUUGCAGCAAGCAGUAAUGGCAAUAUAUUGGAAAUGAAUGCUGAUCUUUUGGGCUGGUUCCUUGCUACAACCACACAAGACCAUUUUUCAGAUGCUGUCAUGGAACGUACCAAGCAAUUAGAUAUCCUAGUGCUAAGAUCCUUAUUUUCGAUGAUCAUCUCAAAACGACUUAAAGCAAUGGAACUAUUCGAUCGUAUCUGCAAGAUGAGAAUAGAAUGGUUAAAGAAGGGUCAUCCAAAUGCCCAGGGUUGGAUCAUUGAUAUCGUUGAAACCAUCAACGAUUCCUUGCAGCGGCAUGCAUCGAAAGAUGACAUUGUCACCAAGAUCUCCGCGCAAGAGUUCAUGACCGAGCUAUCCCAAUAUGUGGUUCAAGCAUUGAAUGAAGCCAAAGCACGGAUAUCUACAACCGUUGAUCACGAGUCGGAACAGAUAUCAGUUGCUCCGAUCGAUACCUCUAUGCUGGUUUUGGUGUCACUGCUUCAAGAGUACGCACAGCUGCUUGGUCAGCGAGGUGAUGAGGUGGUUGGUAUCAGUGCUUUAUCUCGAGUCAUGGUUGGAUUGGCUUCGCCUUGUACGACACUGCUCCAGCGAUCGCUUCGUUCCUCGUCUUCUUUAGAUCGUAGCGCGAUCACAAAAAUGACAACCGCGUUUGUUGGUUCUCUCUGCAAAAUGCUAUCCCGCCACCAACAUGUAUAUGUCACUGAACGCGUGUUUGCAGUGAUAUGGUUUAUUUACUCUUUGGUGUAUGAUACUGAUGAACAAUGCGCACAAAGUCUCUGUCGUGCAUUUUCGUUAUGGGUCGCUAAACUGGAUAGCGAGCAAUUCACUGUAGUGACUCGGGGAUUCAUCGAACAGUCAAAUCGAUUAAUUACCCAAGCAACGGAAAAGGAUCGCAAGGUCUACCUCUCCUUGUUGUCUGAAAUGUUAAGUGGAUCAACGGAUGAACAAAAGUCGUGGCUGCGACGUUAUCUCCCAGCACUUGUGACCAAACUCUCUACCAUUAGCCGUCAGGCAGAGACAAUAGAGUUCAUACAACAAGCGUUGAAUUUCUUGACAACCCUCUCUGCCGAACAGUCGUUACGUACGAGCGCGUAUGACGUAUCAUUAAUUCUGGCCUGCUUGCUCCAAGUAACAAACCCACCACAUACCGAACGUUUCGAGCACGUCAGCAAAGAAACUGCACACGAAGUUUACCAUAGUACUUGCGACGUCCUUCAAAAUUUGCUACUAUACCAUCGCCAACAACUGGUCGACAUAAUGGCACCAUUUAUUGCGACGCUUCAAGCUUUACUUUACUGUUUCCGAUCACCUCAUCUUGCACUCGUGACGAAAAAGCGGAAACACGAAGAGACAACACAAAAGAAAUUUGCGCUGAUAUCGACUUGGGCACCAUUAGAAGUAUCAGCAGCGUAUCGAUUAGCACGUAUAUUCAGUACAAUGGCAAAGAAAUCAACUGGUGGUAAUAGCAGUAGCAGCAGCAGCAGUAAACAGCGUUCUUACACUGGAUUACAGCAAUACCGCAUUAUUUCAAGACACGCACCUUUCAUAUUGAUCGAGUACUUCACAAUCCAAUCCAACGUCACCAUUAGCAUUUCGCAGCCUCAAGUCAAGGCAAUGCUGGAAACUGGGUUGUACAAUUUGAUGGAUAUGACAAGUGAAAACGAUCGCAAUAUGGUGUUGGCUGGUUUGGAUGCUUCUGCCAAGUUGCUUUUCAAGAACUUUUACACCAGUUGGAAGGAGACUCAUAUGUACACUGGCCAGUAAUCGAGGCACUAGCUGUUUAUUAGCUGUAAUUAUUAUGUAACGUACUUAUACAAAAUCAUCAUUGAAUAAAAUAAGAUUCAUUAGUAUUUUUUUUUUCAUUACGACUCCACUUUCAACACACAGCCAUCAUUGCAAAAAUUUAGAGAGUGCAUUAAAAUAUCUUCAAUACUGGGAAAUAGAUAAAGUC